CAUCCUAAAGCAGAGUCCAGCUGGUGUGGAAGGCAAGAUUUCCUGAACAGUUCUAUCUCUGGCCCUUUGCAAGAGUUCUGCACGAUAGAGUCUCCCUGCUGGCUCCAUCCCUUGAGCUGUGUGGAUUCCAACAGUGACUGGCAAGGUCUCCUGCUAAACGAAGUCCUGUGUCAAGACUCUAGCACAUUCCUGGAGCCAAGUGAGACGUCAACCCUGGCUGUUGCCACCUGUUCCCCUGAUAAGCAUGGAAGUUCUGGCAGGUGUUCUGCUUGCGAUCUCUGCAGUGGUUGCCCAGGGAAUGCUCAGGGGUUUCCAAUGCGUUGAGCACUCCCAACCUUGGACAGCUGCCCUCUUUGAUGGUCCAAAAUUGCAUUGCACAGGGACUCUGAUAAAUAAGCGAUGGUUGGUUACUGCGGCCCAAUGCCACACUGGUCGACCCUUCUUUGUGAGUCUCGGAGAGCACAGCCUGUGGCACUUCGAGUUCACAGAACAGCUGAGGAUUGCUAUAAAGACCAUCCGCCAUCCCUUCUUUGACAGCUUCAGCAAGGCUAAUGACAUCAUGUUGGUCAAACUUCUAAUCCCGGUCUUUAUCAACGAGAAUGUCCGACCACUAGCCUUGCCAAAGAGCUGUCCUAGGCCUGAGAGCUACUGUGUGCUGUCUGGCUGGGGCACUACUGUUUUGCGGAAAGCAUUCUUGCCAGAUGUCUUGUACUGUGGCAAUAUCACGACCGUGAGUGACAGAGAAUGCAUGGAGACCUAUCCCAAAGCCAUAAUGAAAAACAUGUUCUGUGCCACUGUGAAACAGGGUGGCUCGGAUUCCUGCCAGGGCGAUCCUGGCUCUCCACUUGUUUGCAACAAUGAACUGCAGGGCAUCACUUCCUGGGGAUUUGAAGAAUGCUCCCAAGUGGAAAAGCCCAGCGUCUUUACCAAAGUUUGUAACUACAUCGACUGGCUGGAAGAAACAAUGGCUAUGGCAUAGCAUCUCUGCA
Messenger RNA from Eublepharis macularius, 989 nucleotides. Its product is annotated as kallikrein-11-like. Gene Ontology annotation, molecular function: serine-type endopeptidase activity. The coding region runs from base 245 to 979 and encodes 244 amino acids. Gene Ontology annotation, biological process: proteolysis. The record is from RefSeq and is a predicted model, not a curated record. The transcript has 6 exons. NCBI's taxonomy places the organism in Eukaryota, Metazoa, Chordata, Lepidosauria, Squamata, Eublepharidae.